AUGCCUUCUCAACAGCACAUGCCAUCAGACGACGCACAAGUAAUAGACGAAAUUAUCGCGUGCGCUCGAUACGGCGAAUAUAAAGAACUUUUAGAAUGUAUGAAGUCACAGCCUACAAUUUAUUUAAUAACAAAAAGUAAUUUCGGAAAUACUGCGUUGCAUAUGGCAUGUGCUAAUGGACAUUUAGAAAUAGUAACGUAUAUAAUAGACCAGCUCCAGCAAUUGGCUUCAUCGCCUUCAACUGACAACAGCAAAAUUGCAUUAUGCAUCAAUAUACAAAAUGAAUGGGGUAAUACACCGUUGCAUUGGAGCGCGUUAAAUGGUCAUAAAGAAGUGGUAGAAUUGCUGAUAAAGAACGGGGCGAAUGUUCAUAUAAAAAAUAAAGCAGGACGAACAGCAAUGUAUGAAGCCCAGCAAAACAAUCAUGAGAAAAUUGUAGAGUACCUGUUAAAUGUGGUGGAUCCGAUCGAACCACAAACAGUAGAUGAAAAUAUUGAAGCGGAUGAAAAAAAAUAA
This is a messenger RNA of Ambispora leptoticha, 516 nucleotides long. Lineage: Eukaryota; Fungi; Glomeromycota; Glomeromycetes; Archaeosporales; Ambisporaceae. The record is from the annotation of a GenBank genome assembly.